GUCUCGGCCUCCCGCCCCGGGCAGUUCGCGGCUGUGGGGUCCCUGGGCGGCAGCUUCUCCGCGGGCAGGGCCGCGGUAGCUCCCCCUCUCGCGCCCCGGCUGCGCGCGGUGUCCGCCCCGAGAUUACCGCGGGGCUGUGGGCAGUCAGGACAGUGCUGGGCGCGCAGCCGGCGCCGCCCGCCGCCCUCCCCACCAGUAGGCCGAUCCCCGUGGUAGCAUCCGGUAGGGAAAUGGUCGUGCUCUCCGUGCCCGCCGAAGUCACUGUGAUCCUGUUAGAUAUCGAAGGUACCACAACCCCGAUUGCUUUCGUGAAGGACAUUUUAUUUCCUUACAUCAAAGAAAAUGUUAAGGAGUAUCUGCAGACACAUUGGGAAGAAGAGGAGUGCCAGCAGGAUGUCAAUCUUUUGAGGAAACAGGCUGAAGAGGACUCCCACCUGGAUGGGGCUGUUCCGAUCCCAGCAGGGUAUGGGAAUGGAGCGGAUGGUGACUUGCAUCAGAUGAUCCAGGCCGUGGUGGAUAAUGUUUGCUGGCAGAUGUCUCUGGACCGAAAGACCACAGCACUGAAACAGCUGCAGGGCCACAUGUGGAGGGCGGCCUUUGCAGCUGGGCGAAUGAAAGCAGAGUUCUUUGAAGAUGUAGUUCCAGCAGUCAGGAAAUGGAGAGAGGCUGGAAUGAAAGUGUAUAUCUAUUCCUCAGGGAGUGUAGAGGCACAGAAACUGUUAUUUGGGCAUUCUACAGAGGGAGAUAUUCUUGAGCUUGUUGACGGUCACUUUGACACCAAAAUCGGACAUAAAGUGGAGAGUGACAGUUAUCGAAAGAUUGCACACAGCAUUGGAUGCUCAACCAACAAUAUCUUAUUUUUGACAGACGUUACUCUUGAGGCCAGUGCUGCUGAGGAAGCAGAUGUGCAUGUAGCUGUGGUGGUGAGACCGGGCAAUGCAGGAUUAACAGAUGAUGAGAAGACUUAUUACAGCCUCAUCACAUCCUUCAGUGAACUGUACCUGCCUUCCUCAACCUAGAGGAGGACUUCUGAAGAAGAUUGAGUUGUCCUCACAGAGCUGUCCCUCUAGUUUUACUCUAAUAGUGAAAGUUACUUACGUAAAAACAGUAUAUGCACACAUAUGUAUGUGUAUGUUCAGAUUACCCUUCACAGGCACAUAAGGGAAAAAAAAAAAUCUCAGUUCAGUAAGGAAGGAGUAAAUAAGUGAAGAAACUUACUUAAAGAUGCUUUAUAUGUAGAAGUGUUUGAAAUUACAACUCUAAUGCUUAUUGAAGGCAAAAUGUUAUUGAUAGAAGAAAUUACUACACUAUAGGUUAAAUAUGUUUAUCAAAUAGAAAUGUUGGUAAGACAUUAUUUAGAAGCCGUAUUAUUUUAAAAACUGGAAGUAUUUUAAAGACAUUCCUGAUAAUAAUUCAUCCCCCUUUUUGUGAGUUAGAAGAUUACAGUAGCUGCAUUUCAGAACAUUAGUUUCUCUGUAUACAAAAAACAGAGAUACUUGUUUCUGCUCCACAAGAGCAAAAUUGGAAAAGGAAACUCAUUUAAGUCUUGAGCAAUCAAGUAUCUAUUACUGGAACUUGCUGGUCAUUGUGUUACUUUCAGCAAGCAGUUAGUUGCCUUAUUAAUGAAAAAGGUGCACUGGUGUAACAGCUAAAAUAGAAAUGUGUUUCUGGUUUAGCAAGAGUCCUAAUCCUGCCAGUUGAUAGUAGAGAUUUUAUACUUGCCUUUCUCACCGUUUCUUAGCACAAUUUGAGAAUAUGUUAAUCGCUCUUUACUAUGGAAAAAGUUUACUGAAAUCAGACCUAGAAAAACCCUUAUAAUAUUUUCUGCUGAAAUGGAUGUGAGAACUGUACAUUUUAUAAUAGCAUUAUUUAUCCAGUUUAAUUCCAGUAGGAUGUCAUGUUAAUUUUAAGCUGUGAUUAAUAAAAACAUUUCUUCGCUCAAUUUUAUGUAGGUCCCUAA
Molecule: messenger RNA, 1960 nt
Organism: Talpa occidentalis (Iberian mole)
Lineage: Eukaryota; Metazoa; Chordata; Mammalia; Eulipotyphla; Talpidae
Gene: ENOPH1
Product: enolase-phosphatase 1
Exons: 6
Coding region: 231-1019 (262 amino acids)
Molecular function (GO): acireductone synthase activity; magnesium ion binding
Source: RefSeq, a predicted model, not a curated record